Penaeus indicus is the source of this 601-nucleotide messenger RNA. RefSeq names its product cuticle protein AM1199-like. Lineage: Eukaryota; Metazoa; Arthropoda; Malacostraca; Decapoda; Penaeidae. The coding region runs from base 38 to 469 and encodes 143 amino acids. Gene Ontology annotation, molecular function: structural constituent of chitin-based larval cuticle. The transcript is spliced from 3 exons. The record is from RefSeq and is a predicted model, not a curated record. Gene Ontology annotation, cellular component: chitin-based extracellular matrix.
UCCCUAGCAGUAUCUACACGCUCACCAAACCGACGGAAUGAAGCUGAUCGUCCUCGCCUGCCUGGCCGCCGUGGCCCUCGCCGCCCCCCGCCCCGAGGACGACCCGGUCGCCAUCCUUCGCGACGACCGCCAGGACGACGGCGACGGCAACUUCAAGUACGAGUUCGAGUCCGAUGAUGGCACCUUCGUGUCUGCCGUUGGCACUCCUGGCGCCGAAGGCCAGAGCAACAUUCAGGGGUCCUACAGGUUCACCCUCCCCGACGGCACCAUCGCCGAAGUCACCUACAUCGCCAAUGAGAACGGCUUCCAGCCCCAGUCCGACCUCCUCCCCACCCCCCACCCCCUCCCCGCCCACGCCAUCGAGCAGAUCCGAUUUGCCGAGGAGCAGCGCGCGGUGCAACCGCCCGCACCGCAACCGCUCGCACCGCAACCGCCCGCAGCGAAACCGUUCCCAGCGUCCUCCUUCUAGAUCCCCAAUGCCAAUCCUCCUUCUAGAUCAUCGGCGCGAACUGCAAAUCACCGCAAGAAAGGAAUUAAUAUUGUAAAAAUGAAAAACUGUUUUCGCAGUUUUUAUGCGGUUUUAAUGAAAUGUAAUAAUGUA